AUGGCUUCUCGCCGCCGCAUGUUGUUAAAAGUCAUAAUCCUCGGAGAUAGUGGGGUUGGUAAAACAUCAUUGAUGAACCAGUAUGUGAAUCGGAAGUUUAGUAAUCAGUAUAAGGCUACCAUUGGUGCUGAUUUUCUCACCAAAGAAGUUCAAUUUGAAGAUAGGUUGUUCACAUUGCAGAUAUGGGAUACAGCUGGUCAAGAGCGGUUUCAGAGUCUUGGUGUAGCUUUCUACCGUGGUGCUGAUUGCUGCGUCCUAGUUUAUGAUGUCAACGUUCUGAAAUCUUUUGAAAACCUUAACCAUUGGAGAGAAGAGUUUCUCAUUCAGGCUAGUCCGUCUGACCCCGAAAACUUCCCGUUUGUUGUGUUAGGAAACAAAAUAGAUGUUGAUGGCGGCAACAGCAGAGUUAUUUCUGAGAAGAAAGCAAAGGCAUGGUGUGCUUCAAAGGGAAACAUACCAUACUUUGAGACCUCUGCAAAAGAAGGAUUUAAUGUUGAAGCUGCUUUCCAGUGUAUAGCUAAAAAUGCACUCAAGAAUGAACCUGAAGAAGAAAUGUAUCUGCCCGACACAAUCGAUGUGGGCAAUGGUGGACGACAGCAAAGAUCUACUGGCUGUGAAUGUUGA
Molecule: messenger RNA, 624 nt
Organism: Lathyrus sativus (Indian pea)
Lineage: Eukaryota; Viridiplantae; Streptophyta; Magnoliopsida; Fabales; Fabaceae
Source: the annotation of a GenBank genome assembly